UUGAGUGUGUGCAGUAGCAGUACAAUAUAUCCUUUUCUUCACUUCUCAAAUCCUUCUCCGCUUUAAACAGCAAACAUGAAGUUCGUUAUUGCCGUAGUCAUGUUGGCUCUUGCCGCCGGUGUACACUCUUCUCUGCUGCCGCUGACCGCACAGAUUGCACCAGCCGUGUCGUAUGUGACUUCCGCCGUACACCCUAGUCCAUUGCUCGCCACUGGCGGUUGGGGCGCACCAGCUGCCGUUACUGCAUUGGGUGGCAUUGGACUCGGUGGCUUGGGACUCGGUGGCCUGGGACUCGGCGGUCUGGGACUCGGUUUGCGCGCUGGCAUUCCCGGCAUCUCACUCAGCCAAGGACCUCUAGGUGCUGCUAUCGCUGCUCCAAUUGCCGCACCGAUCGCUGCUCCACUUGCCUUGGGUCAUGGCUCGGGUGUGUAUGUGGCAAAGACACGCGGCGCUAUUCACACAGCUCCUCUAGCUGGCCAUGUCAACUCGGCGACUUCUCUCAAUUUGGCACCAGCACCUGGCACUUGGUAAACACGGCAUGCGCAUACCAACAAGAUCCUCACAAAGAAUUAUUACAAACUGACAUUCAUAUACAUACAUACACACACGCACACAUUAUGCAUAUAGGCUGAAGUAUAGAAGUGCGUUGCCAACUACAUAUAAGCACAAGAAAGAUUUUGACAAUAUUGCUCCCAAAUGAAGGAAGCUGCCACCGCACUGAUCUUAAACAAUAUGUAUAAUUGAGAUCGAGUUCACCUUUUCGCCGUUAUGUAUACCGCGUUCCGUUAUCCACAACCGCAAUCCACACCCUGACACGCCUACCGACAUUUAUAUGCAACGCACACACACACACUGUCUAACGCAUAUCUAUGUUCUUUAUUAUUAUAUUAAACGAUAUAUUAUGUACCUUGUACACUCAUGUAUUCCAUGUUAUUUACUUAUCAUAAUCACUAUGUUACACUGUAUUUGUGGUGUUGGCGCAAACUCGUAGUCGUAAAUGUUUGCCGAUACGCCAUGCUAAGGAAGGAAAGGAUUUGAAGCACAAAUCCGCUACAACAACUGCGAUAACAAUAACAACAACAAUGAUACUGAUAUUUUUACCGACAACACUAUAAUAUAUGAUGUUCAUUCUAGUUUCGUACAACAACUUUGAGAACUUUUCACCGCUCUGUAUUUCUAAAUCUUCUACUUUCUUCUACUAUCUUUCGCUAUUCUCGUUACACGAGAUAUCUUUUACUAUCACCUCUCUUUUACCCCUUUACUCGUAAUCUUAUACAAAACAUACAAAUAUAUUGCAUAAAGA
Molecule: messenger RNA, 1303 nt
Organism: Bactrocera tryoni
Lineage: Eukaryota; Metazoa; Arthropoda; Insecta; Diptera; Tephritidae
Product: adult cuticle protein 1-like
Exons: 2
Coding region: 76-531 (151 amino acids)
Source: RefSeq, a predicted model, not a curated record